UUAUAAAGUUACAUGAAACUUCCAAUAAUUCCAAUACAUUGUUUAAAAUAAUAAUGAACAAGAAUUAUUCUGUGUUACAUGUGAUUAAGAAAUAGUAUAUUAUAUAUUAAAAUUAUUAAUUGAUGCACCAUCUGUUGAAGCGCUAGUAUCUCAAACUGGUUUUAUAGAUAUGUAUAUAGCAUAGUAGCGUAUGUAGUACCGUUACAGAUUACAGCCUUGCAGGUUACAGCUUAGCUUACGGCCACGUUACAGCGUGGUUCGUUCUGUGCAUUGCUGUCAGGCUGCGAAUGAUAAUAGUGACAAAAAGGCCCUAUAUACAAAAUUAAAACUAGUAAAGACAUAAUAAAGUUUCAGUGCUAAUUAUUGACCAGUCUCAUCGCGGUCGCGUUAAAACAGUUAUGUCAAACGAAAUCCCAAAUAAACGUCUGAUGACGAGUUGUAGCAAUGUAUUGGAGCAAGCACAUCAUGUAUCAAGAGCAAAACGUGGACAAGCAAUGGGAAGUAUAAGAGGUUUUCGAGGCUGUACAGUUUGGUUAACAGGCCUUUCUGGUGCUGGGAAAACUUCAAUAGCUUUUCAAGUUGAGGCAAUUUUAAUUGAUCAAGGAAUUGCUGCUUAUGGACUUGAUGGAGAUAACGUAAGGAGUGGUUUAAACCACAAUCUUGGCUUUACCAAGGAAGAUAGAAAAGAAAACAUAAGGAGGGUUGCAGAAGUAGCUAAAUUAUUUGCUGAUAGUGGACAAAUUUGUUUAUGUAGUUUUGUAUCACCAUUUGAAGAGGAUAGACAAAUGGCAAGACAAAUUCAUAAAAUGUCUGAUCUUCCAUUUUUUGAAGUUUUUGUUGAUACACCUCUUACUGUAUGUGAAGCAAGGGAUACCAAAGGAUUAUAUAAAAAGGCACGUCAAGGAGCGAUCAAAGGCUUUACUGGAAUAGACCAAAUGUAUGAAAGACCAGUAAAUCCUGAUUUAGUGGUAGUCACUGAAAACUGUACUCCAGAGGAAUCAGCUGCAACUGUUAUUGAUCUUCUGGAGAAACAGCAUAUUAUACCUGUACUUCAAAAACCUGCAAUGCCAAUACGGGAGUUAUUCAUUCCAGAAUCACGAAUAUCUUUGGCCAAAACAGAAGCUGCUACGCUUCAGAACUUAGAAAUUAAUGAAAUUGAUGUACAAUGGCUCCAGGUUUUAGCAGAAGGUUGGGCUGCACCUCUUACCGGUUUCAUGAGAGAACACCAAUAUCUCCAGACUCAACAUCUAAAAUGCCUCCGUGAAGGUGACAGAGAAAUUAAUCAAUCUGUUCCAAUAGUCCUUGCAAUACAUACAAAAGAUAAAGAACGUUUGAGUGGACUUUCGUCUUUUACAUUGAGAUACAAAAACAAAGCUCUAGCAAUAUUACGUAGGCCUGAAUUUUAUUAUCACAGAAAAGAAGAAAGAUGUGGUUGGCAAUUUGGUACUAACAAUUUAGGCCACCCAUAUGUAAAGAUGAUUCAUGAAUCUGGAGAUUGGUUAGUAGGUGGUGAUAUAGAAGUUAUUGAGAGAAUUAAAUGGCAUGAUGGUUUGGAUCAAUACAGACUUACACCAAAUGAAAUUAGAACAAAAUGCAAAAAGAUGAAGGCUGAUGCUGUCUUUGCAUUCCAGCUUCGAAAUCCUGUACAUAUGGGUCAUGCAUUAUUAAUGCAAGACACUAAAAAACGUUUAUUAGAAGAAAGAGGAUUUAAAAAUCCUAUUUUAUUGUUACAUCCUCUAGGUGGUUGGACGAAGGAUGAUGAUGUACCACUACAGACAAGGAUUCUGCAACAUGAAGCUGUACUUAGUGAAGGGGUUUUAGAUCCUAACUCAACAUUAUUAGCAAUUUUUCCAAGCCCUAUGAUGUAUGCUGGGCCAGUUGAGGUACAAUGGCAUGCAAAGGCAAGAAUGAACGCUGGUGCUAACUUUUAUAUCGUUGGAAGAGAUCCUGCUGGCAUAUUACAUCCUAACAAAAAUGCAACACCUGAUGGGAAUCUUUAUGAUCCUACUCAUGGAGCCCGAGUUCUCUUACUAGCUCGAGGCUUACAAUCGCUAGAAAUCAUACCGUUUAAAGUUGCAGCAUAUGAUAAAAAAUAUAAAAAAAUGUCCUUCUUUGAUGAGAAACGAAAAGAAGAUUUUGAAUUUAUAUCAGGGACGAAAAUGCGUUGUUUAGCAAAAGCAGGUGAAAAUCCACCUGAUGGUUUUAUGUCACCUAAAGCAUGGUUUGUUCUUGCACAAUAUUAUCAAAACCUAGAAAAGUAAAUAUUUAGUGCAAAAAUCGCUAGAAAUUAUUAACACUUUAGAAUGAAGUGUUUAUAGAGUAAAAUUAGUGUUUCAAAUAUUGGAAAAAAA
Molecule: messenger RNA, 2351 nt
Organism: Bombus impatiens (common eastern bumble bee)
Lineage: Eukaryota; Metazoa; Arthropoda; Insecta; Hymenoptera; Apidae
Gene: Papss
Product: bifunctional 3'-phosphoadenosine 5'-phosphosulfate synthase
Exons: 8
Coding region: 399-2261 (620 amino acids)
Biological process (GO): sulfate assimilation; 3'-phosphoadenosine 5'-phosphosulfate biosynthetic process
Molecular function (GO): ATP binding; adenylylsulfate kinase activity; sulfate adenylyltransferase (ATP) activity
Source: RefSeq, a predicted model, not a curated record